This is a messenger RNA of Helicoverpa zea (corn earworm), 3752 nucleotides long. RefSeq names its product peptidyl-alpha-hydroxyglycine alpha-amidating lyase 1-like. The record is from RefSeq and is a predicted model, not a curated record. NCBI's taxonomy places the organism in Eukaryota, Metazoa, Arthropoda, Insecta, Lepidoptera, Noctuidae. Gene Ontology annotation, biological process: peptide metabolic process. Gene Ontology annotation, cellular component: membrane; extracellular region. The transcript is spliced from 8 exons. Bases 129 to 1481 code for a protein of 450 amino acids. Gene Ontology annotation, molecular function: catalytic activity; protein binding.
ACGGCCGCGACGUACGUCAUUUAGUGAUAAUUGAUAAGCCAAAGCUUGGUACUUGUUGAUUUGAUAAAAUCAUUAAGAUCAAUAGCAAAAACAAAAGUUUCCGCCAGUGCAGCUUACAAAAUAGAAAAAUGAAGGAAUUAAUGUUUAGAGUCCUACCAAAGUUUGAGUUAUUCGUAUUAAUAUGCAUCAUAAAUUCUAUUUGUUGCGGACGACUGUUUGGUGAGGAAGGCUAUUAUCCUGCCGGGUACUACGACAGUCAGCAAGCUCAAUAUGAAAAAAUUAAAACUGCGCUCACAAAAUUGGAACAUGCGCCCCAAUGGGUGAAUGACUGGCCAGACCCAUCCAUCAGAAUGGGCCAAGUAUCAGGCGUGGCUAUAGACAACUCUGGCCAAGUGCUGGUGUUCCACCGUUCCCACAAUGUGUGGGAUGCCACAACAUUUAACAAUAGAGAUGUGUACCAGGGUAUCGGAGAGAAAGCUAUACCAGAACCCACAAUAUUAGUCCUCAAUGAUACUGGGGAACUGGUGGAUAUGUGGGGGCAGAACCUGUUCUACAUUCCUCAUGGCAUAACAGUGGAUUAUGAAGGCAAUGUGUGGGUGACUGAUGUGGCCAUGCACCAGGUCUUCAAAUUCACUCCAGACAACAGGCUGAAGCCCAACUUGACUCUUGGAGAGAAGUUUAUUCCCGGUAACGACGAAAAACAUUUCUGCAAGCCUAGCGCGGUUGCUGUCCUCUCCACCGGGGACUUCUUUGUAGCUGAUGGCUAUUGCAACCACAGGAUCCUCAAGUUCUCCCCCGACGGCAAUAUUAUACUGCAGUGGGGACUCAGUCACGGCAACUCCCCGUUCGCGUUCAACGUGCCGCACGCGCUAACGCUCGCCGAGGACCGCGGUCUUGUGUGUGUAGCCGACCGGGAACGCGGCCGCGUCGCCUGCUUCCGCCACGACAACGGCACCUACGAGGGCAGCUUCAGCAGCUGGCUGAUGGGCGGCCGGCUGUUCAGCGUCGCGUACGCUCCGGUGCACGGUGGUCGUCUCUACAUCGUCAACGGGCCGGACAGCCCGCUCCCCAACCCAGUUCCAGUUCGCGGCUUCGUCAUCGACUUCACAACGGGCCGGUUGAUCCAAACCUUCGCUCCCGACGAGGGUCUGCAGAACCCACACGAUGUGGUAGCAUCAGCCGACGGUUCUAAAGUAUAUGUCGCUGAGUUGAACCCUUUCAGGGUGUAUAAGUUCGUGGAUGAAAUAUUGAGGAAUGAAAGCCGUUUGGAGAAGAAUGUGACGUCACACGUCAAGCCUACGGCGACAGUUGAGGUGGUGGGCAGGUCUAGCUCUGGGGCGGGCGCGUGGGAGUGGUGGAGCGGGGCGCUGGGCGGGGCGGGGGGCGCGGCGGCGGCGGCGCUGCUGGCGCUGGCCGCGCUCGCGCUGCUGCGCGCGCGCAACACCGGUAAGGGAUACGAAGCUGAACCCCUAGUACAUUGAUACACACGGAGCGAGGACAGAUGAGCAGAGAUGCCAUAAUGUAGCUAGGUAGGACGCCUGCUUCUAGGUCAAAUUCAUUUGGAGGUCAUGACCAAAACGACCCAGUUACGAGUGAAUUAACGAAACGUUCGGGUUCUUUGGGACAUCUAUCAACGAGUUUUGGUAUACCAAAAAAUGGUCGGGUCCAAAGAAGGCGUAUAAGGGCGAGAACAGUAACGCUCCUCGUCGCCUGCAUACCCGCAUUUUGACGCGCUACUUUCUUAGGCGAUUUUCCGUUAUGGCAGCUCCGCUAGUCAUUCUGUUCUCCAUGGUUGAUAAACAUCCACAAAAAUACAUACAUACAUUAUCUACAUAUUUAGGCUGCCCGACCACGUCUUAUAAUUUGGUGACAGAUUUUUUGUAGGGGAAAAAUAGAACAAUUGGCCCAUUUAUAUUUCCUACAAAAAGUCUGACGUAAUCGGGCAGCCUGAUUAUAAUUUAUCGUGUCAGCUAAUCGUGAAUUUAAUUUAGAAGUUGAGCCCUUGGAAUCUUAUUUCAUUGUCAAAGAAUAUUUUAAUUAAAUUGCGUUUAAUUUACAUUGGCCUAUGACAUGCCUACAAUUAUGCACAAAUUGUUAAGUAACCCCAAAUGAGCUAAAAUUCUAAGGGUUAAAGUUAAUAAAUUCAGGUCAAGUAGAGCUAGCUGUUAGAAUUUUUAGAAAAAACAAAUAAGUAAUUUUGUUUUUUCUGGUAGUAAAUUACAACACUAAAAACCUUUAAAAAAUAAAUAGAUUUUUACUAAAGCCUUGUAAACACAUUUAACGUAUUAAGCUUAUUUUAAUGUUUCUACCGGGUAAAGUGAGAAUACUUGCCAACUACUAUAGUAUUGUUAAUUGAUUGACAUUGGUAUUAAACCGUCCGAUUUAUUAAACAGUAUAAAUUAACUAAAACGUAUAUAAAAUACUAAGUAUUUAUCUCGAAUUAUAUUUUGAUCUGACAACUAUUUUAAAAGUGAUUAGAUCACGAAAAUGUGGCAAGAAAAUCAAUGGAACUUCUUACAAUUUGGGUCCUAACUAUUGUAAUAUAUAGAUCUCUUUCUAUAUGAACUUUUUAUGUAGGAUAUACCUAUAUAAAUACCUACAUAUAGAUAGGAACAUCUUUCCUACCCAGUAUAUCAAUUAGUUUAAUAAGUAUAAGUUAAACUAUGCUAUUUAUUAAAAAAAAGAAUAUCAAUGCAUAAUUAUUUAUUUUGAAAUAGUAAUUAUUUUUAAAAUAUAGGUAUGCUAUUUGAAUGGUGGGCAACCCACAAUAUGAAAACAAGAAAAAAAAACAUUAAUGAUUAUUCUAUCUGUGAUGAUAAGAAAAAUGAAAGUUAUUUUUUUAAUACAAAAGCAUUUUAAAAGCCGAAAAAUAUUUAUUUGCUAUUUAAUGUUCAAAUGAUAAAUUAAGAAGUUUUUUAAUAUGGCUUGUAUCAGUGACUGAUUUUUUAAUGAAUAUGUUUUUAUUUAUUUAUUAAUUCAUAGUUCAAACGCGAUAGAUAUCUUUAUUUAUUUUUUGUAUAUUUUGUUCUGUACUAGUUUUAAGUUUUACCUUCACGAGAUUACGAAUUAUUUGUAGUUGUAGGAAGUUUAGACUUCUGAAAUAUCACCUACUACGUGUAAGUUAACAGUUAAAAUUAGACUAUAAACAUUCCUUUUAAAAAAAGGUGCCUGCAUUCGUCGCAAAGGGCAACGAGGCUUUUUCGGCUAAUUUAAGGCACCCUUAGUGUUAUGAAAUUAUGUUACAAAGGUUCGUUUACAAAGAAAAUAGUUACUAUUUGGUCACACUGAAGCCACAAUUUUAAGAAUAGCGUUUCACUGACAACGAAAUGAUAUUAUAUACCAAAAAAAUAUUCCUCUAACUAUUCAAAAACCAGUGAAAAUUAAAACUCAGUUAUCUUUGGUAAUUUUACGCCAUAGAAUCGUUUCGUUGUCAGCGAUAACGCAGAUUGGAUUCGCUAGUUUAAGGUCCGUUUUGGAUGCUAGACUGCACACGCCGCGACUGCAUGAAAACAAUUGAUAAUCUUGGGGCGACUGCACGUGGUGCUGCUGCUUUGAUCCGAAACGGUUUAAAUACAAACCAGUAGUGCAGUCGGCUGCUAGCAUUCAAAACGUACCUUCAAAAUAUCACUAUUUCGUCCUGUUAUUUCGUUUUACACAAUCUCACUUUUAAAUUAUUUUGCGCUUUCAAAUAUUGUGAUUGUAAAUGUGCAAUGAUAUCGUUGGAUUGUAAAAAUAUAUUUAUUGGAAGCAGC